Emiliania huxleyi CCMP1516 is the source of this 768-nucleotide messenger RNA. RefSeq lists its product as hypothetical. Bases 1 to 768 code for a protein of 255 amino acids. The record is from RefSeq and is a predicted model, not a curated record. The transcript has 4 exons. Lineage: Eukaryota; Haptophyta; Isochrysidales; Noelaerhabdaceae. Gene Ontology annotation, molecular function: oxidoreductase activity.
AUGAUGCUCGCCAGCAUGACGGCAAAGCCAGUGCCCUCUGUCGAGAUCGCGCCGUCCGUCCUCAUGCCCAUGCUCAGCUUCGGCAUCACGAUGCAGCACUCCCUCUUCCUCGCGCUUGGCGGCAGAGGGCUCGAUACGGCCUUCGACUAUGGCGACAAAUACCAGGCGGAGCUUGGCCGCGCCGUCGCCACCUCUGGGCUCCUGCGCUCGGCGGUGUUUGUGACGACCAAGGUGCCAUGCUGCGCCUCGUCGUUCGUCAAGGACGACGUCUACUCGAACCACUGCCACGCGAGAAGGAGCCCCGAGGAGACGGCAGCCGACGUGGCGCACGACCUCAGCGUGCUGGGCAUGCCGUUCGUCGACCUCCUCCUGAUGCACUGGCCGUGCGACAGCACCGCCGACACGGUUGCGACGUGGCGUGUGCUGGAGCGGCUCGCCCUCGACGGCCGCGCGCGGGCGAUCGGCGUUUCGAACUUUAACGCUUCGGCCAUCGAGAGCCUUCUGCCGCAUGUCAAGGUCCGGCCCGCCGUCAACCAGGCGUACAGCCCGCUCGGCUCGGCGGCGCCGGGCGGUGUGCCGAGGGUGCUGAGCGAUACAAACGCACACAACCGGACCGCGGCGGCGGUCGCGCUGCGGUGGCUCGUGCAGCAGGGGGUGCCCGUCGUCACGCAGAGCGACAAGAAGGAGCACAUGGUCGACGACCUCGAGGGCGUGUUCAGCUUCGAGCUCACCGACAGCGAGAUGGCGCGUCUCGCGGCGAUCCGCUGA